UCGGCCCACGAGAUCCAGUGAGGCUGAAGGCGGAGGGUUCUGAGCUAGUGAAGGAGCUGAGAAGACCGGGUCUGAGCGGGAGCCAGAGCUGGAGAAGGAGAGGAAACAAUAGCGUCUACAGCCAUGUUCCGAGUUGCUCCAGCGCGCCUGAGGAGGGCUACGGCCUCAUUGCUCCGAUGUCAGAGUACCUUAGUAAUAGCAGAGCAUACGAAUGAUGCGCUUGCAUCCAUUACAUUAAAUACUGUUACCGCAGCCACGCGGCUUGGCGGGGAAGUGUCCUGUUUAGUGGCUGGAACGAAAUGUGACAAGGUGGCCCAAGAUCUGUGCAAAGUGACUGGUGUAGCCAAGGUCCUGGUGGCUCAGCAUGAUAUGUUCAAAGGACUCCUUCCAGAGGAACUGACACCAUUGAUUUUGGCAGCUCAGAAGCAGUUCAAUUAUACGCACAUCUGUGCUGGAGCAUCUGCCUUUGGGAAGAACCUUUUGCCCAGAGUAGCAGCCAAACUUGAUGUUGCCCCGAUUUCUGACAUCAUUCAAAUCAAGUCACCAGAUACAUUUGUGAGAACUAUUUAUGCAGGGAAUGCCAUAUGUACCGUGAAGUGUGAGGAGAAAGUCAAGGUGUUCUCCGUUCGGGGGACUGCAUUUGAAGCGGCAGCCACGAGUGGGGGGAGCGCCACUACAGAGAAUGCACCCAGUACCUCCUCAGCAGGACUGUCGGAAUGGCUGGACCAGAAAUUAACAAAAAGUGACCGGCCAGAGCUGACGAGUGCCAAAGUGGUGAUAUCUGGUGGACGUGGUUUGAAGAGUGGAGAAAACUUUAAGCUGUUAUAUGACUUGGCAGAUCAGCUACAUGCUGCAGUUGGUGCUUCCCGUGCGGCUGUGGAUGCUGGCUUUGUGUCCAAUGACCUGCAAGUUGGACAGACGGGAAAAAUAGUAGCACCGAACCUGUAUAUCGCCGUGGGAAUAUCUGGAGCCAUCCAACAUUUAGCAGGAAUGAAAGACAGCAAGUCCAUUGUGGCUAUUAACAAGGAUCCUGAGGCCCCAAUUUUCCAAGUGGCAGACUAUGGAAUCGUUGCAGAUUUAUUUAAGGUCGUGCCGGAGAUGACGGAGCUGUUGAAGAAGAAAUGAAGUCGCUGCAGAUCAUGCUCUAACCUGAGGAAUUACCCAAAAUCACUGAAUUCAUCGCGGGAAAGCUCGGACGACUCUUUCAGACCAUUUUUUUAAUUCUAGAAAGUGCCACAAUGUCUUUUAUGGGAAGAUCACAUUUUCCUUUUUAAGUUAAUUCGUCCCAACAUCCUUUUUGAAUGUUUUCUAAUUCUAUAAUAAAACAAUAAUAAAAUCCUGACCACCUUC
Messenger RNA from Gracilinanus agilis (Agile Gracile Mouse Opossum), 1350 nucleotides. RefSeq names its product electron transfer flavoprotein subunit alpha (gene ETFA). NCBI's taxonomy places the organism in Eukaryota, Metazoa, Chordata, Mammalia, Didelphimorphia, Didelphidae. Gene Ontology annotation, cellular component: mitochondrion. Bases 124 to 1125 code for a protein of 333 amino acids. The record is from RefSeq and is a predicted model, not a curated record. Gene Ontology annotation, molecular function: electron transfer activity; flavin adenine dinucleotide binding. The transcript is spliced from 12 exons.